AGGCAGCCCUGUGGAGUUCUCACAGCCGCCAGUGUGUGUUUCCGCUCACCUAAAAUAAAGAGCUGGCGAGUAGAAGAGGACAAGGAGUGACGGAGCAGGGAGACGGGACCUCGACGGCUAAAAACCUCCAUUCUACCUUUAUUUUUCAUACUUAGUGAGCGGGAGUCGUCUUUAAAACUGCUUUUAAUGUCUCGAAUGUGAACUGGGGGAGAGGAGGGCUAACCGCUGUUAACCUUUACGUUGGUUAAGCCGUAGAGGACUCUCGCUGGUUGUCGGAGGAAAAGAUGUGCGAUGGAAUGGUAGCGUUUCCGACGAGAGCCCCGUCCUCCUCUUCUGGUGCCGCCUCCUCCUCUGUAGCCCACAGACUGGCUGCCUCUGCACUUCUCCUCCUCUUCCUCCUGCUCCCUCAUGGUCACGCAUCAGGUUGUGCGCCUCCACACGGAGUGCAGCAUGGAAGCCUGCUGAACCAGACCGAGUCCAACCAGGCCUCCUAUCCUCCUGGCUCCCAGCUUACAUACGGCUGUGAUCCAGGAUACACACCAGAUGGACAGGCUACCAUCUUUUGCACCAGCCAGGGAGCUUGGUCCAGUCCACCUCCAAACUGCAUCAAAAACUAUGUGUGUUCACCACCCCCUGAACCAGAGAACGGAGGCUACCGCUGUCACCCGACUCCCUGCCACCACCUCGUCCAUAACACCGUCAUCGAGUACUUUUGUGACGAGGGAUACACGAUGAAGGGAGACUACAAAUACCUCACCUGCCUGGAUGGCGAGUGGGACAGUCACAUGCAGAUCAGCUGCAGACUCACACAAGACAAGGAGCCCAGCUUGCCUUUGGGGAUGCCAGCUCUGUCCAUCGUCUUGACCACAGCUAGCUCUGUGUUACUCAUCCUGCUCUUAGUCGUGCUGUUUGUUCUAGUACAGCCGAAACUCAAGUCCUUCCAUCACAGCAGGAGGGAGCAGGGCGUCUCAGGUCAGAGCAGCUCCAUUAUGGUGGAGGGCGUCCAGGUGUCGCUGCCCUCCUAUGAAGAGGCUGUAUAUGGAAGCAGUGGCCCCUCUGGUGCUCCUCCUUCUCCACCUCCACCUGUAGCUCCAUCAGAGUCCCGGGUCCCCAUAGUACUCUCCGAGGGGCUUCCUCAGGGAGCCACAGGGGGCCAAAACUCCAGCAGGAGCUGCCAGCACAGAGAAUUAGACUUCUGUUUGCCAUCAACAUCAUCAUCCUCCUACUCCUCCCACCGUCACGCAGAGACAGUGUUGGUUCAUCAGGCCCCCUCGUCCUCCUCUUCAUCUUCAUGGGCCAGAGAGCCCCUUGUUGGUGCUUGUGCAGGCCCCCAACCUCGUAGAGACUCAGAGAGCAGCGACCAGCACAGCCUGCUUUCUGUGGCAUCUGUAGAUGAGUUUGCUGACGAUAUCCCUCUGUUGAAGGAAGCAUGAAGCCUGUGGCCCGCUAUCAGCAGCAGCAGCAGCUCUUUUGCCUAUCUGUCGCUACUGUCUGGAACUGACUGUGGCUAUCUAUUUACUUCCCGAAACUCUCCUCCGUUCUCCCAGCAGCCAGCAGAGAAAAGGGCUGGAACAGUGCUCAAUUUCCUAGCAAUCCUCCUACUGCUAUUAGCAUUUCCAAGCAAAGCCAACAACCAGUACGAUUACAGCAAGAAGAGCAAUGUUGGACCCACAUUCUGGAUGAGACCGAGGAAAGGCCAGAUGCAUUAAGUGGAAACAUAUUGACGUAAAUUCUGUAGAUCCUGUGAAUAAAAGUAAUUACUGAGUCAGGAUUGUUUAUCAUACAUAUUACCAUGGACUUGCCUCUGGCCCAGUGUAGUUAUCUGUAUUCCCACUACGAGUUUUUUUUUUUUUUUUUCCCAAAAAAAGCUCAUCAGCUCUGUUCAGGAUUUCUGUUGAUGUUUUCAAAAAAAAAAAGGAAAAAGUUUAACCGGUGAAUUUUGGCUCUUAAAGCUUUGGCGCUCAGACCGUCUUCCCGCUGUACUUCAGAAGUCGUGAGUCAUGCCUGACUUCCUUGUGGCCCUCUGCAAAUGCUGCAUGUUGUUUUUCAGUUUAAUGCUGUCACGGCACACUGAACGAAGCAUGAAUCCUCCUCUCUCUUUCUCUUGCCGUGAGUUCAUCAUCGCCGUCUGGCAAACGGAUUAUCAGGAGUGACAACCAUGUCACAAAAGCUAAAAGCGGCGCGCUGCAUUUCGUCGAGCACCAUAUCACAACUACAAAAAGAUCUGCUUCUCUAUUUGUUCCCGUCCCGCUGCUGCCGUAUCUAGACGCAUGAGGGGGAUCGAUUGGUGCCUCGGCUGCGCAUCUUACAGUUUUUGUACAAGGGGGGUGAAGUGAGAGAGGCCUGUUGUUGAACAAAGAGAUUGAAGGGUUAUCUAAACUUUAACGUUCUUAUCAGUUAAUUUUCUCCUCUCUGUAUUUAUUGUUUGUGUGUGACUGUUUGCUUUGAGUUGCUGAAUCUGAGCGCGUGUAUUUCUUUUUUUUUUGUUUUGUUUUGUUUUGUUUUAUGUAACCAGACAGGAGAGAACAGUCCUGAUAUGGUAGGCCUUGAUACACCCCUUUCCUGGUUUGUAUGUGGGCCGAUCGAGGCCGUCCUGACAACGCCCCAGUCUUUCAUCAUAGGAAAAUAUCCCUCCCAACACUUUAAAAAAAAAGUCACAUGGACAAUCUAGCUUCACUUCUACCAUUGUUUUUUUUUUUCAACACAAUGUGGGUAUUAUUUAUCCGCUCUGAAGCUAGAAAAUUUUCCCCCUCCCCCGUAUGGCUGUAAAUCGCCCCUAUCCUUAAAGGAACUGGCUCUCAUCCGUUUUCAUGCUGAAAUAAACACUCUCCACUGUUGUAAAAUUGUGGAAAACAAACUGCAACUGGUUGCAGUAAAAUAAAGAGGAAAGAAAUAAAACGUUUGACAGCAAUAUACCCUCCAUCACAUCAGCUCAGUCCUCUAACACCAAGUGCAAAUAAAAGAUAGAAAACAUGUCCUUCUGUUAGAAUUCAUCAUCUGUUUUUAUUGACACUUGAAAAGCCUUGUUGCUUGAGUCAGUCACCCUGGAAACGGCAUGGCUCAGACCAACGCUGAUGAUUACUUUCUUUCUUAGCUUUGAAAACACACAGACUCACAUGAAAUCUAAAAUAUUUUCUUGUUUUCUUUUUUUGGGGGGUGGGGGGUGCUGUCUGUGGCUUCAUAAUUCAUGCAAACAAAAUGUUGCCUUAGAUUACAUUUUCUUUUCUUUUUAAUAUGUAUAAUCUUAAGCCUCCAAAUUGAUUGCUUUACAGUUUUAGAUUUCUUUUUCUCCAAUUGCCUUACUCUAUUUUUUUCUAUUCUAUGCAUAAAACAGUUUUAUUUAUCAAUGUGUUUUAUUUCUGUUGGCAAAAGUAAAAGAAUAUCUCUGUCUGUCCCCCCACCCCCCCGAUUACCACCAACUGUGAUAAAGAUUAUGAUAAUUAUAACAAUGAGCCUAAAAGAACCUAUAUUUCAUUGCCUUUUGGCUUCUUUUGCCGUAAGACUUAAUGUUUUUAAGACGACUGGAGGUUUAAAAAAGUUUCUAAAAAGCACUGUUGUACGGUGUUUAUUCCCCCAGAGAUAACAGGUUCAAAUGUCCCAUCUGGAUUCUUGAUUUCCAUGCUUUAAGCUUUGUUCUUUUCUCUCUGUACAUGGCAGUGGGUGUGAAGAUAGUAAUUUAAUAUUUGUAUAAAGUUUAAUUUAAUUUUACAGUCUGUAUAUAACUUUCUAAUUAAAGCUUUCUUUCAAAUGUG
This is a messenger RNA of Cyprinodon tularosa, 3752 nucleotides long. It is a transcript of the gene susd6, whose product is annotated as sushi domain containing 6. The coding region runs from base 285 to 1433 and encodes 382 amino acids. The record is from RefSeq and is a predicted model, not a curated record. The transcript has 7 exons. NCBI's taxonomy places the organism in Eukaryota, Metazoa, Chordata, Actinopteri, Cyprinodontiformes, Cyprinodontidae.